UUUGUUUUUUGCAACCCUCCUUGAAUAGUAAUAUCGAUCCGUGCGUCUAGUGGAGAUGAAUGACAGGCUCUCGAACUGCUUAUCAUCGUCCUUAACUGGACUCUGUUCUCAGCAGUGAUAACGGGUUUAGUCUGGUUCAAUGCGUCACCACUGGAUCCCCCUCAGGCUGUUAACGUGGAUAUCCUCAUGCGCCAGCACACGCUCACCCUGAGGCACCCGCCUUUUGGCCCUCGUUGCCUCCCCAAGCACAAGGUUGAACGUCUACGGGCAAUACCGGCAUCCAUGCCCGCGUGGUUCAUGAAGCUCUUAAACUCACUGCAGUUUAUCUUUCCACUCAUUCAGUUCGUGGUCACCAUGGUACUACUUGUCAUCGUCUGGUUCUUUUAGUAUCCUACCCUUUCCAGGUCUCUUGCCGGUUGUUCUUCCGCUAUCUCAAUCUGAGAACGAUCAUUUCCAUCUUCUGGCUUUUUGAAAUGUAUGUUUACCAACGUUGUUCUUCACUUCGAGAUUAAAUGAAGCUGGGUCUCGAGUGAUGGUCUUCUCCGUUCGGUCAUAUUUUGUUUCCUUUCAUUGUAGCAAGUAUAUGUUUGAACUUUGAAUUAUGAAUUACGAUAAAAUCAAAUCAAAUACUAUGACUUCGUUUCGAACUUCGGAUAGAUAGGCUUCCAUGAUUGUAGGGGAAUAUCCAAGAGCAGCAUCGCAAAUAUAAGCCCAGCGUUAAAUGAGAUCUCC
This is a messenger RNA of Suillus bovinus, 732 nucleotides long. RefSeq lists its product as uncharacterized. NCBI's taxonomy places the organism in Eukaryota, Fungi, Basidiomycota, Agaricomycetes, Boletales, Suillaceae. The record is from RefSeq and is a predicted model, not a curated record. The transcript has 5 exons. The annotation marks the transcript as partial.